AAAAUUGACCAGUUUCAAGUUUUUUUAAAGAGAACCCAUCUGCUUGUUUUGAGAGGUUCUUCUCAUAUUUAUGAGGAGAGAUUUAUCCAGAUGUGCCCUGUCCUGCUCCAGAAAUGCAGAUACAUUUGUAUGUUGUUGCAUGUUGUCGUGUAAAAUGACAUUAAUGAAUUUCAUCACAACUUGUCCUACUGAACCUGGCCAAUGUCAAUGAUGGCAAGACUCCCAAGUGCUGCACCGCAUACCCUGUGGAUCCUUUUCUUUUCAUAUACAACAAAUGAAGUUAUAGCUGCAGGACAUGUACAGGAAUUUGCAUGCUUCAGUGACUAUGACAAAGAGCUGGUUUGUCACUGGAAGGUGCCUGCACAAACGAAUUGCUCCAAAGAAUUCCUGCUCUACUACUGGAAGGAACUUUUUGUUCUGCCAAAUCAUGUGUGUGUCCCUGAGAAUGGAAAAGACAGUUUAAGCUGCGCUUGCACAAUACAUCCGGAUUAUUUUGUAUCAGGCCUCACGUAUAUACUAGCUCUACAGUUCAAUGGGACUGAUAUGUGGAAUUACAGUGUUACACCAGCCCUGGUUGUUAAACCAAGGGCCCCCAAAAAUCUUGCUAUUGAGAAAGUUGAAAAUGGUAAUUUCAAUCUGAGCUGGGAGGAGAGCUACUCUCCUCCAUCCAUGCUCUCUGGACAGCCGGUCAUCUAUGAAGUGAAAUACUGGAGGAAGCAGCACCCGACAGAGAUUUCUGUAAAAGCAAUUAACUACCAAGCAAAAAGCUUUGAAAUUACUGCAAGCUCCUUGAGGAGAGGCUAUGAUUACGUUGCAAGUGUAAGGUGUAACUAUACAGACUACCCGGCGUACUGGAGUGAAUGGAGUGAAGAAGUUGAAUUUCACUACGAUUACCAAGUAACAGCUGAAGACGUUCUGCAGAUGGCUGUUCCUGUAUCCUGCAUACUGAUCAUGGCAGUAUCUGUAAUUUGUUACUUCUGUUUUACCAAAGUGAAGAAAGAAUGGUGGGAUCAAAUCCCAAAUCCAGCAAAGAGCCAUUUGGUCGUAAAAAAUGUCAAGUUUUCAGUUUUGUGCUACAUUGAUGAAAUUAAGUUCCCUUUCCAUGACUUAAAGCAGAGUCAUAUGGAAAACCAAAUAAGUUGCAAGAACUGUCUGGCUCAAAGUUUGCCAAGCCAAAACUUCAAGGGAAAAGAUAACAUCAGAAAUGUUGAGAAAUGUUGCAGUUGCCACAGCAAGUCUGAAGAGUGGUUUCCAAAAGGCAGCAGUGCAGUUUUAACCCCGGAGACAAUUGUGGUUGAAGAGUCUAUAGAAAUCUGUGAAUGUUUAACAGACAUUGAGGCUGAGAGCCAGGAGGAGACUAGUGACCAGAUCACCAUGUUUGAGCCUUGUGAGAGCAGUGUCAUUGCUUUCAGAGAGCACACUGAACACAAUGAUGCACUAGCUAGCAUGUUUAUUGAGCUCCUGGCAGAUGAAAACAACGUGCAAGACAAUAAAGACCCAGACAUCAGCACAGGUGAGAAUAAAACAUUUGAGAAACUUGAGUCAGCAAAUCCGUCACAGCGAAAUCCAAAAGAAAGCGCAGCCCAGAGUCAGCAGCCAUGUGAUAUUUCUCAUAGUGACUCCCUUUUCACCAAAGCCUCUCAAGAUGACUACAAUUGUAGUACAGCCAGCAAGAAGUCAGAACAAUCAGAAGAAUCCUUUGAAUCUGGCUAUCAGAGCUCCAGUAUAAAUUCUGCUUCUCUGGAUGCAAGAGAUCUUCAACAUGUGGUUCAUCAAAGCCUUUUUCCAUGCAGUUCUGAAAGUCAGCAUGACUCAUGUGUCCUGAUCCAAGAAUCUCCAAAUAAACCAUCCUUUGGGACCAAAAAAGACAGAAUAAGCAACCCUGCACACAAGAGUUUUGAUACGCUUGUGUCUCCAUCCAUGGGGCUGUGUAGCUCUGCAUAUAAGAGCUUUGACACCCUUAUGUCUCCAUCCGUGGAGCCCUGUGGUUCUGCCUACAAGAGCUGUGACACCCUUAUGUCUCCAUCCGUGGAGCCCUGUGGUUCUGUCUACAAGAGCUGUGACACCCUUAUGUCUCCAUCCGUGGAGCCCUGUGGUUCUGUCUACAAGAGCUGUGACACCCUUAUGUCUCCAUCCGUGGAGCCCUGUGGUUCUGCAUACAAGAGCUUUGAUAUUCUUGUGUCUGCAUUCAAGGAACCAAGUAGCUCUGCAUAUAAGAGCUUUGAUACCUUUAUGUCUCCAUCUAUGGCUAACAGUAGCCUGACUCUGUGUUUUGAAAAUGUGUGCUCCUCACCACCUUUGACACAGUUUUCAGAGACGCCAGAACUUAGCUGCAGAGAUCAAAUUUAUCGACCCCCUAGCAAUCAGACAUGUUAUACCAACUACAGAUCUCCCUGCACUGAGCUUGAUUUUCAAAACAUCUGUUCAGAACAUACUGAUUUUCCAUCUUUCUCUGCACAUGCAAAUGACAGUGCUUCAGCUUUCCUACCAGAGGAAGAAAUGCAUAAGCAAGUAACAUACCAAAAUGUUCAAAAGAACGCCAAUAUAAUUUCUUGCCCCACUGGACCUCAACCAUCUGGUUAUCAACCUUUUGAUAAUGCAGUUAAAUGUAAUGGUAUAUACUGUGACAAUGACAGCGAGGUUAUCUCUAGGACACUAUAUGAACCCUUCAUUCAUCUUUUGUACAACAACCUGAGAGAAACACCUCCAGAUACUAUAAUCUGUGAACCUGACCAGAGGGCAGAUGGCCAUGUAUGUUUGAUUCUACAGGGUUUUGACUGCAGCAUUGUCCCAGGUUUAGCCUCUAGUGAGAAUGUCACGCAGACCAGUGAUGGCAGCCUUUGGAUCAUCAACUCUAAUGAGCUGUCUAGUGAUAGCAAAGAUGAAAAUACCAGCAGAGACGAACAGCUGUUGCAUUUGUUAGAGCUGAACUGUCAAGAUUUUAACAACAGAGAAAGAACUAUAAAGGGGACAAAACCUAACAGCUUUAACUAUACUGGUAAAGGAACGCAAGAGAGCAGCAGUAACAGACUAAAUACUGACUUUCAGUGCCACAUGCACAACCACUUGGGGAAACUUGGAAAUGCAGGGGAAAAUAAAGAGGUGAUAAAGCAUGCCGUAGGCAGGAGGUGUGGCUCAGCAACUAGCUUACCAGAAGAAUCGCUGGACAGCAUUGGGCUAAACUUAGAAAGAAAAACUGCAGAGCUCCUGGUCUCAGACAAGUUGUCACGUCCUCUUUUUGUGGAUAGUUCCUGUCCUCCUGAUUCUCACACCAUUCACAGUGAGGGUUCCAGACUGGCACCUGCAUUUAAAAAAAGACCAGUAGAACUAUUGAGGGAAAACAACAGGAAGAAUGAGAAAAAAAUGAAACUUGUACAAGCCUUUGCACAGGAGGACAACUGCUACAUGAAGGUAGCCUAGCCACGCUUGCCAAGACUAAACAAACCAGUCUUUGGAAAUAAACUGUUUGGCAAGUUG
Molecule: messenger RNA, 3477 nt
Organism: Aptenodytes forsteri (emperor penguin)
Lineage: Eukaryota; Metazoa; Chordata; Aves; Sphenisciformes; Spheniscidae
Gene: IL4R
Product: interleukin 4 receptor
Exons: 10
Coding region: 202-3420 (1072 amino acids)
Biological process (GO): production of molecular mediator involved in inflammatory response; cytokine-mediated signaling pathway
Cellular component (GO): membrane; external side of plasma membrane
Molecular function (GO): protein binding; cytokine receptor activity
Source: RefSeq, a predicted model, not a curated record